Messenger RNA from Nylanderia fulva, 1616 nucleotides. Lineage: Eukaryota; Metazoa; Arthropoda; Insecta; Hymenoptera; Formicidae. The record is from RefSeq and is a predicted model, not a curated record.
UUAGUUUACAUCUCUCCAUCCUUUUUAAAAAUGUUUGCAGAUAUUUUUAAGUACAAUUGCUCUGUUAAACAAUAGGUUUGUUCUUCUUGCUUACACGAAAAGUGUAUAGUGUACACUUUUACUCCGUCCAAUUUUUGAGAGUGGGGGUAACGUCGUGUAAAUUCAGUGUAAAGUGUAAGCUUUUCAACGAGAACGCCGAAGUGUAACAUCAAGUGUUUAUAAAUACGACAGCUAUUUGUGCAUAGUGUUCAUAUUUAAAGUUUUAAUAAAAAAGUGGAAUUUUAUUGUUUAAAAUUUAUUAUUGGUUAUAUUGUUACAAUUAUCACAAAAUGAUGAAUGAAUUAAAUGUAGAAAUUCUUAAUCACAUUUUGGAGUCGGAGUCUGAAUCUGAUUUGUCAUCCGAUGAAGAGGAUUUUGACGAGAUUGUUCCUGAACCACCUGUUUUAUUUGCUGCAAAUAAUGAUGAAGACAUUGGACAAUUAUUAGAGCCAGUAUUAGGAGUUGUUUAAAGAGUACAUCACGUAAAAAUUCUAAAUUAUAUUGAAAAUGUUGUACAUUUAUACACUGAGAGUGAUUUCAUAAUGCACUUUCGCUUAUCACGAGAAGUGACCAAUGAAUUGAUCAAUCGUUUUGCAGCAUCUCAAAUUUUUUUGGCAUUACAAGCUUAUGCAGGCUACGAGCCUAUUUCUCCAGAGAAACAUAUCAUAAGUUUUCUUUGGUACGUUGGACAUGAAAGCAGUGGCUAUCGGGAUGUAGCAGAUAAAUUUGGGAUUACCAUAAGUGCGCUGUACAAUGUUAUAUCCCGGAUCACAAAUUUUUUAAUAUCUCUUGCACCAAAUGUCAUCAGAUUUCCUACAAUGCAAGAGAGAGAAGCCAUUAAAGAACAUUUUCUACAAAUGCAAAACAGAUUUCCUGGAGUAAUAGGUGCCAUAGAUGGAUCGCACAUUCGAAUCGACAAACCAAUAGAAGACAAAGAUUUGUACAUAAAUAGGAAACAAUUUUUUUCCAUUCAGUUACAAGGCAUUGUGAACCACGGACAAAAGUUUAUGAAUGUGUUUAUCGGUUACUCUGGAUCGGUUCAUGAUGCAAGAGUUUUCAGGGAAUCGCCUGUGUACAAUAGACUGAAUGAACUUUGUGGAGAAGAUGGAUACUUGCUUGGAGAUAGUGCGUAUCCCUGUUUACAACGGUUGAUUGUUUCGUAUAGAGAUAACGGACAUUUGACACGAGCUCAAAUCAAUUUUAACCAAAGAUUGAGUUCAUGUCGAGUUAUUAUCGAAAAUGCAUUUGGUAAUCUGAAACAGCGAUUUCGUCAAUUGUACCAUUUUAAGUUACGAGACAUUGUUCGAAUGGUUCAGGUUGUGCAUGCAUGUUGUGUUUUGCACAAUAUGGCGAAUGCUAAUGAUUUACAGUUAUUUGAACCACCUCCCGAUGAAAAUCAACCUGAUCCUGAUGCUGUAAAUGCACUGAUUAAUAUGGUUGGAGAUAAUGCAAUACCGCAGGAUAAUCAACAGGGACGAGAACUUAGAGAUGAAAUAUGUAGACAACUCGCAGCACAAUAAAUGUCUCAAUUAUUGUACAUUCUAUUUAAAUAAGAAUUAUGUAAAUUUAUCUUUUAA